UCAUCAUCCACUUCCACUUCCACCCUCCUCUGCAUUUGCAACCACGCGCAGACAAGAACAAGACGCGCAGCAAAGCGCAGCAGCAGCAGCAGUAUUAAUCGAGGCCAAGGACAAGGAGCAGUGGCAAUUGUUGUUGGGAGAAGAGCGAGUUGUUGGGAGGGAGAAAGGCCAAGAAGAGGAGGAGGAGGAGGAGGAGGAGGAGGGGAUCAAUGGAGAUGGAGAGCCCGCGGAGCCCGGAGGCGGAGAUCGGGCACAGGGUGGAGGACCUGUGGGAGGUGGCGGAGCCGCAGCUGUCGCCGUCCGAGAAGCUCAACUCCUGCUUCGAGGACAUCGCCGUCGCCUCCUUCCCCCGCCCCCUUGGCUCGCAAGUAAUCGAGAUACCUUCAAAUGCUAGUCUGGCUGAUACUGUUGAAAUAUUAUCCAAAAACAAAAUUUUGAGUGCACCCAUAAGAAAUGUUGAUGCUCCAGAAGAUGCUAGUUGGAUUGACAAAUACAUUGGCAUUGUGGAAUUUGCUGGUAUUGCUAUGUGGUUGCUCUAUCAGUCUGAGGCUGCAGCUAAUGGCACGGCUGGUUCUGCCGUAGGGUCACCAGUAGCCAAUCUAGUAUCUAGGCUAGGCUCUUUCACAUUCAGAAGGACAUCAUCUGGCAGGGUAGAAACCACCACUGACCCAGAAUCAGAUGAAACCGCAUCGGUCGGUGGGAGCUUUUUCGAAACACUCACUUCCUCUGAAUUCUACAAGAACACAAAGGUUGGCGAUAUCUCAGGAAGCUUCCGAUGGGCGCCAUUCCUGGCACUGCAGACAUCUGACACAUUCCUCACCAUGUUGCUGCUGCUGUCCAAGUACAGGAUGAAGAGCCUCCCAGUAGUAGACAUUGGGGGAGAUAAGAUUGAGAACAUCAUUACGCAAUCUUCCGUUGUGCACAUGCUUGCAGAGUGUGUUGGACUUCCUUGGUUUGAGAGCUGGGGAACUAAGAAACUCUCCGAGCUGGGGCUUCCUCUCAUGAAGCCAUGCAAACUCGUUAAGGUAAAUGAAGACCAACCUGUGUUAAAAGCCUUCCAACUGAUGAGGGAAAAAGGCGUUGGUGGCCUCCCGGUUAUGGACACAAGUGGCACAAAAGCAAUUGGCAAUAUCAGCAUCAGAGAUGUCCAAUAUCUUCUAACUGCCCCCAACAUAUACAAAGAUUACAGGACAAUCACGGCCAAGGAUUUCCUUACCGCGGUCCGGCAACACCUUCAGGAGCAACACGAGGCCUCGCCGUUGCUCGGCUCCGUCAUCACAUGCAGAAGGGAUGAUGAAGUCAAGGACAUCAUACUGAAGCUGGACUCGGAGAAGAUCCACAGGAUCUACGUGAUCGAUGACAAGGGGAACACCGAGGGGGUCAUCACGCUGAGGGACAUAAUCUCCAAGCUGGUGCACGAGCCACGCCAUUACUUUGGGGAUUUCUUCGAUGGUGUUGUUCCCCUGCCUCCAAACAGCACUGUAUGACACGGCCCUUGAGAUUUCAUCACGCUGGUGUGCUCUUGUAAAUUGUACAUUAUGUCCCUUUACGACAAUGGUUCCAAAUGGAUGGGAAUAGUGUACAGUUUGCCUUGUGUAGUUCUUUGGCAGUGGAACAACUAAUGGACUAAUGGAUAGCACGGGUGUACAUUCAAUAACUUGAAAUAAUAUCUGAGCUCCCUUCUGUAUGUUUUUAUGA
Molecule: messenger RNA, 1698 nt
Organism: Oryza sativa Japonica Group (Japanese rice)
Lineage: Eukaryota; Viridiplantae; Streptophyta; Magnoliopsida; Poales; Poaceae
Product: SNF1-related protein kinase regulatory subunit gamma-1
Cellular component (GO): cytoplasm; nucleus
Source: RefSeq, a predicted model, not a curated record